AUGCAUGAUCUCAUCCAUGAUCUUGCACGAUUAGUGGCAGGAACAGACUGUUUUAUUGUGAAUACUAAUGUAGAAAAUAUGUCUGAAAGAACAUAUCGCAUGGCGUUUGAUUCCAUUUCAUGUUUGUCACGGGAAGUUUCAACAUUCAUGAUCAAUGCAAGGAAGAUUCGCACAUUAAUUUUGUGUGGUCCAAAACAAAGAGAAGCUCAUGAUACACUAAUUUCAAGUUUUAUAUGCCUGCGUACAUUGGAUUUGCAAGGUUCAAGAAUUGAGAAUCUUCCCAAAUCUAUUGGCAAACUUAAGCAUCUAAGAUAUCUAGAUCUGUCACGGAAUAUCAAUAUGGCUACACUUCCCAAAUCUAUCUGCAAGCUACAGAACUUGCAGACACUUAAACUCUCAUACUGUCUUGAUUUUAGAAGAUUGCCAGUUGAUAUAAGAAAGUUGGUGAGCCUUAGACAUCUUGAAAUUGAGGGAUGUAACGACCUAAGUUACAUGCCAUUUGGACUAGGAGAAUUGACAUGUCUUCAGACCUUACCAAUUUUCAUUGUGGGAAAGGAUAGCUCCAUCUCUAAAGCUAUUGGGGGAAUUGGUGAGUUGAAUAACUUAAACCACCUUAGAGGGGGUCUCCAAAUUAAACAUCUUGAAAAUGCGAGAAAUAGAACAUCUAGAUUGAAGGAACUGAAGGGAGCAAACUUAAAGGAAAAAAAGUUUAUUCAAAAACUGACACUAGAAUGGACAGGAGAUAAAGAUGGUGUUGAUUAUGUUGAUGUGGAUGGUAGAGUGUUGGAAGACCUCCAGCCACACCCAAAUCUGAAAGAGUUGAAUGUAGAAGGAUAUGGAGGCAUCACGUUUCCAAGUUGGAUGAUGAUUAAAAUGGUUUCAUGGCUGCCAAACUUAGUUUGCAUCACCAUACAAAAUUGUAGAAGAUGCCAACAUCUUCCAUGGUUUGGUGAUCUCCCUUUUCUGAAGUUUUUCAAACUCCAAUCUCUAAGUGCACUUGAGUACAUCGACAACAACUACAUUGGGUCUUCUUCUGUUGCUAACACUACUAGUGACGCUACUGUUGAUACUCCAUCUUCGUCAAGGAGUAAACUUAUGAAUGCUGCAACAAGAGGGUCUUUCUUUCCAGCUCUCGAAAAACUUUUACUUGAUGGUUUGCCUCUUCUGAAGGAAUGGCUGAGGGAAGUAGUUAUGGCUAAUGAUCAUGGGGAAAUAGCACCAGCUCGAUAA
Molecule: messenger RNA, 1230 nt
Organism: Camellia sinensis
Lineage: Eukaryota; Viridiplantae; Streptophyta; Magnoliopsida; Ericales; Theaceae
Source: RefSeq, a predicted model, not a curated record